Messenger RNA from Fusarium coffeatum, 606 nucleotides. RefSeq lists its product as uncharacterized. The record is from RefSeq and is a predicted model, not a curated record. The transcript is spliced from 2 exons. The coding region runs from base 1 to 606 and encodes 201 amino acids. Lineage: Eukaryota; Fungi; Ascomycota; Sordariomycetes; Hypocreales; Nectriaceae.
AUGAUCUUGCCAAUUAACUCCGAGACUGCUCAGACGAUCCCGGGUGUUUCCGUGCCUGCGGUAUCCGUCUUCAAUCCCGAGCCAUCUCGCUAUCAAGUCUUUCACAUCCAGCAUGCCCCUGGGUCUCAUAAGAUCUUCAUCUCAACUAGCUCCCCUAGGCCAGCUGGUUACCUUUACUAUGUCACGGGUGUCUCUCUUUCGGGCCAUCCACAGAAUGUACUGCCUCUCAUGAUCGAUACCCUCAAUUCUCCUGAUCAAAUUGGCAACAUUCACGAAAGUCAAUGCGUCGGCUCUAUCGCAUCUCACGACCUCGAGCGUGUGCAAACCGUGAUAAGUGACCACUCGAGACUACUCGGCCAACAGAGCUUUGCUCUUUCUCCUAAUGAGCCGACCCUUUGCGAAGAUUGGGUCAAUGUGGUUAUCGCAAUGCUCCUUGACGAUGACACCAUCACACGGCCCAUUGUAUUCACCAACGACUUUACUCCCAUCAUCCCUACAAGCGUCGAAGCCGACAUACCGUGGAUCGGAGUUGACAUAGGUAAACUGAGACGUUUCCUCGAAAUGGCAGCUUUGGUUGGCCAGAGAGCGUUGGUGGUUCAUAUGUGA